Messenger RNA from Brassica rapa (field mustard), 2351 nucleotides. RefSeq names its product nuclear transcription factor Y subunit A-5. NCBI's taxonomy places the organism in Eukaryota, Viridiplantae, Streptophyta, Magnoliopsida, Brassicales, Brassicaceae. The record is from RefSeq and is a predicted model, not a curated record. Gene Ontology annotation, cellular component: CCAAT-binding factor complex. Gene Ontology annotation, molecular function: DNA-binding transcription factor activity; DNA binding. Gene Ontology annotation, biological process: regulation of DNA-templated transcription.
AGCUAUUAAAUGAAACAUUUUGAUCAUUUUCCUCCUUUUAAUCUAUUUUUGUGACCAAAACUUGAAAAUGAUCUAUUUAUGAAAAUUGGUUAAAAUCUAUUACUCAAGACAAGUUAAAUAUCAUAUAUAUGUAAAAUAGCAAGUAUUUGGCUUGUGUCCAUCUCAAUCUCAAGUAGUAUGUAUGAAUCAAAAUAUAAUCACACCACCAUAACUAGACGCAAAGAACCAAUCAUAUUGAUUUAGUAGAUAAUUUAAAAACACGUAAAAAUAUUAUUAAAAAAGUGUUUUUACAAGAUUGAUAUUUUUUUAAUAAUUUAAUCAAUAUAAACUAUUUAAAAUUUACAAAAUAAUUAUAAAUAUUAAAAAAAGUAGUAGAAUAUUGGAGUAAAAAAAGUAGUAGAAUAUUGAUAAAGAAACAGAAAACAAAAGUAAUAGUAACAGUAUAUAUUUAUUAUUUUAAUAUUUGUAAAAAGUCUAAAAAUCAAUCUUUCGAAAUACAGAAGAAAAACUAAAUAUUAGUGUCUAAUGUAUGAAUGAAUAUAUAAUUUAAAACAUAAAAAGGAGAAAAUGAGUCAGGUUUAGUCUUUUAAGCCAUAGCCAAUACUACACUUAUUUGCAGAGACAGAGAGAGAGAGAGAGAGAGAGAGAGAGAGGGAGAGAGAGAAGAAACAGCCAUGUUUUGAGGAAGGAGACAUGCAUCAUCAUCAUCAUCAUCUCAAGCUUAUUACUUAACUUCUAUUUCUCUCCAUCUUUUACCAAAUCCAAACACCAUCUUUUGCUUGAAUCACUUAUUAUUAAGGAGACAGACAAUGCAAGUGCCAACAAAUUCAAACAUUCAAGGAUCUCAAUCCUUCAGCUUAACAAAGAACCUGAUGAUGCCCUGCUCGAUGAAGCAUUCGGGUUUACAGCUGCAAGAUCAAGCUUCAUCCUCAACACAAUCUACUGAAGAAUCAGGCGGUGGUUACAUAGUAAGCCCACAGGGAAAAGCUAUUGCAAGUUAUACCAAAUCAACAACCACCUCGUCCAUGGUGUCUCACGAUUCUCUGUUUCCUCCUCCUACUUAUUUCAAUGGCUUCUUGGCUCCUGAAUAUGCAUCCCAAUCAACGGUGCUGCCUCAUGUAGAGAUGAUGGGUUUGGUUACUUCAAGAGUGCCAUUGCCUCAUAACUAUCAAGAGAAUGAACCAAUGUUCGUCAAUGCCAAACAGUACCAUGCCAUUCUUCGUCGCAGGAAGCAUCGUGCUAAGCUUGAAGCUCAGAACAAACUCAUCAAAAGCCGUAAACCGUACCUUCAUGAGUCUCGCCAUCUUCAUGCUUUAAAGAGAGCAAGAGGCUCCGGUGGGCGUUUCCUCAAUACAAAGAAGCUUCAAGAAUCAUCAAAAUCACUCUGUUCUAGUUUGACCACACCGAGCUCCAGUUCAGACCGUGACAACAUGUUCCAGAAUGCACCGUUCAGAUUCUCAGGGUAUCCAUCAACACAUCAUGUCUCAGCUCUCAUGUCAGGGACGUGAGAGUCAUAAUCUUGCUCCAGUUGAAAAGGGGAAGUCAUCCUUGGCUAUAAAAGUGUUAUUUGCUUCUUUACAAAGUUUCUGCCUUUUAAAAAUUAUGUUGUUUUCUAUCAUCUCAUCAUCUGCAACUUCACUCAACUCUACAUUGAAGUAACUUUCAUAUCAUUGUCAAACUAUAUUGUUAAUUACAAAUACCAUUUUCCUAUGAAAUAACAAAUGCUAGAAGACUUGCAUUCAAUUAAUCAAAGAGUAAGGCCUUGUUUGUUUGCUCACCUAGGUGAUCCAUCUGGGUGAAUGAUCACCUGGGUGAAGAUGCAAAUUGAUGUUCGUUUUGUGCAUUAUAAUGCUACAUCCAGAUGAAUCACCCAGCUGAAUUUUUAAAAACUCAUCUCAAAUUUUCACCCAAAUGAAGGUGAGUCUUGAUGGUGCAUCUGGAUGCAGAUGCAUCUAGUUCAGUCCAAAAUGAUAAAUGACAAAAAUGACCUUUUAAAAUUAAAAUAUUAUUUUCAAACUGUAAAUUCUAUUUUUUGCAUAUACAUUUUUCCGCUAUAACCAAAAAAAUAUAUUUUCUCGCAAAAACUGAAAAACACACUUUUCCGCCAAAACCGCAAGAUGCGUUUUUCCGCAAAAAAAAACAUAAAACACACAUUUUCAUAAACACACAUUUUUCUGCUAAACUAGUAAAACUGCACUUUUCGACCAAAAUCGAAAAAACGCAUUUUUUCGUCAAAACAAAAAAAACGCAUUUUCCCGCCAAAACCCCAAAAACGCAUAUUCACACCAAAACUCCAAAAAGCAUUUUCCCGGCCAAAACCGCAGAAAGCAUUUUCUCGCCAAAACCGGAAA